Molecule: messenger RNA, 1056 nt
Organism: Sceloporus undulatus (fence lizard)
Lineage: Eukaryota; Metazoa; Chordata; Lepidosauria; Squamata; Phrynosomatidae
Product: potassium voltage-gated channel subfamily KQT member 5-like
Exons: 2
Coding region: 488-997 (169 amino acids)
Biological process (GO): potassium ion transport
Cellular component (GO): membrane
Molecular function (GO): voltage-gated potassium channel activity
Source: RefSeq, a predicted model, not a curated record
GAGAGGCUCUUGUGGCGUUGUUGCUGCGACUUCAGCGACAGACCCCGAGCCCUGGUCCCUUCCAAGUUUUUUAUUGGAUUGUAUUUUAUUAACAAUGAAAGGGAAGAAAGGAAGGAAGGAAGGAGGGAUACACGGAGGAAGAAGGAGCUAAGGAAGAGAGGAAACAGUUUCGAAGCCGCUGAAGAGGGAAAGAAGAAAGAUCCAGGGAGCAGCAGCCUUUGCGAGAGAGAGAGAGAGAGAGAGCGCAAGGCAAGGCGCGCCAGGGGAGCGGUGGCCCCCCUUUUCCCUUCUUCCUUUCCUCCUCCUCCUCCUUCUCCUUUCUCCCGGGAAGACCUCCUCGCCCGCCCUGCCGUGGGUCAGCCAGGUGCCCCCUUCUUUCCCUGCCCAGGGGAGCUGUGGGGAAGGCGCACAUCGCCGCCUCCUCCUUUGCGCGCUUGGAAAGGAGGCUGCCAGGCUCCAUCCUCCCGGGGCCCAAAGGCAGGAUGCCAUGCCCCGCAGCCACAGCGGAGGAGACGACGAGGAAGGCGGCGGCAGCGGCGGCGGCGUCUCCGAGGGGCUCUGGCUGAAGAGCAGCCCCUCCGCCAUGAAGGAUGUGGAGUCCGGCCGGAGCAGGGUGCUCUUGAACUCAGCCCCGCCGAGAGGGGACGGACUGCUCCUCUUGGGCACCGCCACUGGCGGCGGGGUGCCCGGUCAGGGCUCGCGGGAGAGCCGGCGAGGCAAGCAAGGCAGGCGAGCCCGCAUGAGCCUCCUGGGGAAGCCGCUCUCCUACAGCAGCAGCAGCCACCCGGUCUACCGGCGCAACGCCAAGUACAGGAAGCUGCAAAACUAUCUCUACAACGUCCUGGAGAGACCCAGGGGCUGGGCCUUCGUCUACCACGCGUUCGUGUCCAGUCAUCUUCAUUCCCACUUUGAACAUCUACUUAUAAGAUCUGAAGUAAAUGGCCUAAACAUCAUGGUCAGUGCUGGUAAUAUCACAUCAACUCUGGAAAUCCACUGAAACCUGGAGCCCGAGGACAAAGGUCCAGGUGAGUACUGUUUUUAGUAUAUUGUGGUGUU